Leguminivora glycinivorella is the source of this 1690-nucleotide messenger RNA. RefSeq names its product homogentisate 1,2-dioxygenase (gene hgo). Gene Ontology annotation, molecular function: homogentisate 1,2-dioxygenase activity. Gene Ontology annotation, cellular component: cytoplasm. The record is from RefSeq and is a predicted model, not a curated record. Gene Ontology annotation, biological process: L-phenylalanine catabolic process. Bases 125 to 1438 code for a protein of 437 amino acids. Lineage: Eukaryota; Metazoa; Arthropoda; Insecta; Lepidoptera; Tortricidae. The transcript is spliced from 10 exons.
AGUUAUCUCAGUAAACCGGCCGUAUUAGCAUACUCGUAGAAAUUAUAUAGCCCCGCUGGUAAACAACUCCUAUACUUGCUGCCGUGAGCUGGUUCGUGUAGCAAGGGAUUUGGUUUUGGAGAAAAUGUCGGAUUUGAAGUAUCUGUCAGGCUUCGGCUCCGAGUUCUCAUCAGAGGACCCCCGGCGGCCGGGCGCUCUCCCAGCAGGACGGAACACCCCUCAGCGCUGCGCUUACGGCCUCUACGCUGAGCAACUCUCGGGGUCUGCCUUCACCGCGCCGAGGAAUGAAAACAGACGCACUUGGUUCUACAGAAUCCGCCCAUCUGUUGUGCAUAAGCCCUUCAAGCGUUUGGAUGUCGCCAAACACCUCACCCACAAAUGGGACGAACAGGAGCCUGACCCCAAUCAGUCCCGCUGGCUGCCCUUCGACCUACCAAGCACCCCAGUGGACUUCGUAUCGGGCCUGCACACAGUGUGCGGCGCAGGCGACCCGCGCGCGCGCAACGGUCUCGCCAUACACAUCUACCUGUGUAACAAGAGUAUGGAACGCAGCGCGUUCUAUAGCAGCGAUGGAGACUUCCUUAUAGUUCCCCAACAAGGCAAGCUGCGGAUCACAACGGAGUUCGGCGUCAUGGAGGUGGCUCCCAAUGAGAUCGCUGUAGUUCAGCUGGGCAUGAGGUUUGCUGUCGCCGUCGAUGGGCCUUCAAGGGGCUAUAUCCUGGAGGUAUUCGACGGGCACUUCAAACUGCCAGACUUAGGUCCGAUCGGAGCUAACGGCCUGGCCAACCCGCGCGACUUCCUUACACCAGUCGCUAAAUAUCACGAUGAGGACAAUAUCGAUUUCACGAUAAUCAGCAAAUACCAAGGCGCGCUGUUCGCGGCACAGCAGCGCCACUCGCCGUUCGACGUGGUGGCGUGGCACGGAAACUACGUGCCGUACAAGUACAACCUCGCCGACUUCAUGGUUAUCAACUCUGUUUCGUUCGACCACUGCGACCCGUCAAUAUUCACGGUGCUGACGUGUCCAUCGACGAAGCCCGGGGUCGCUAUUGCAGACUUCGUCAUAUUCCCGCCGCGCUGGUCCGUGCAGGAAGACACUUUCCGCCCUCCAUACUAUCACAGAAACUGCAUGAGUGAGUUUAUGGGGCUGAUCCUAGGCGCUUACGAAGCCAAGGAGGGCGGGUUCAUGCCGGGCGGUGCCUCGCUUCAUUCCACGAUGACGCCGCACGGGCCUGACGCGCAGUGCUUCAACGCUGCCUCACAGGCUGAACUCAAGCCGCAGAAGAUAGCUGUAGGGACUCAGGCCUUCAUGUUCGAGUCGUCACUAAGCUUGGCCAUCACCAAGUGGGGAGCCGAGACCUGUCAGAAGCUGGACGCCAAAUACCACGAGUGCUGGCAAGCUCUGCCUAAACUCUUCUCGGAUAAAGCCAACGUGUAGAAUAAUUUCGUAUAAGAUGAAACGGAGGAAAGGAAACUUAAUUUUACUUUAAGCUUUGACAGUUUUGUAUAACUUUUUUACAAGAGACGAUAAAAAUCCCGUUUUCCGCGCGGGCUGCGGAUUCCUCUGACAUAAUUUAUUAAUUUUAUUAUGGUCAUGUUAUUACGUGUAUUACAAUGUAUUUAAACGUUGGCUUUUUGAUGUAAUUAUGUUUUUUAUACAUGUUAGUAAAUAAAGAUGACGAAUAACGUU